Molecule: messenger RNA, 4703 nt
Organism: Gigantopelta aegis
Lineage: Eukaryota; Metazoa; Mollusca; Gastropoda; Neomphalida; Peltospiridae
Product: dynactin subunit 1-like
Exons: 37
Coding region: 86-4105 (1339 amino acids)
Biological process (GO): establishment of mitotic spindle orientation; nuclear migration
Cellular component (GO): spindle pole; kinetochore; microtubule associated complex
Source: RefSeq, a predicted model, not a curated record
CCGGUGAAAGACGUCAUUUCAUAGAUUUUUGCAAAAUUAUAAGAAAUUCUCUUGCUACCCUUGUGUGGUGUCAGGUGGCCGUUAAAUGAUGGCAGAUUCACCUAAGACAACCAAAGUUGGCACACGGGUGGAAGUUAUUGGUAAAGGUCAUAUUGGGACAGUGGCCUAUGUUGGAACCACACUUUUUUCCAAUGGCAAAUGGAUUGGAGUAGUUCUUGAUGAACCAGUUGGCAAAAACAAUGGCACUGUGCAAGGGAAGACCUAUUUCUCAUGUCCAGAUGGUCAUGGCAUAUUCGUCAGGCAGUCACAGAUCACACCUAUUGAAGGUGUAGGCGAUUCACGAUCAGUUCCCCCUGAUAUUCCCGCCAAGCCGCCUGGCAUCCCUUCGGCGGGGGGUGACGGGAGAACGCAUCUCCCACGCAAGUCUGGAAUUAGACCUCCGAGUUAUGUUGGGAAAAGUACUGAGAACAUUGCUGAGUCAGGCGUUCCGACACCGAAUCCUAAGAAGGAAGCUGCGUCCAAGGUCUCUCCCACCAGUACCCCAACUCCAGCCAAGUCUAGACUGCCACGCAGCAAAGAAGCAACACCUGUGGAUGACAGAGCUUCAGAACCUACUGCGACUCCAGCCAAACCCCAGUCGAAGAUGCCGGUCCAUGCCUCACAGCCUAAAAAGGCCUCCUCCAAAACGGACUUGUCAGCAAAGUCUUCCUCGAAGGACAAUCUUUCUGAAAAGUCCUCUUCCAAGACUGACCUUAGCUCUGGUCAGCAGAUGAGUUCGUGGACGAACCCGGCCACGAUGAGUAAGUCGAUGGACGAAAUGAGUCUGCACCAGCAGCAGGAGAUGGUCGGGUUGAAUGCGGAGAUCAAAGAUCUGAACGAGAAACUGGAAACAUUGAAGUUCAAGCGAGCCGAGGACAAGAUCAAACUGAAGGAAUUUGAGAAAGUGAAAAUUCAGCUGCAGCAGCUCCAAGAAUACAAGUCUAAGAUGACUGAAAUGCACAGUGAUUUACAGAAACAACUUCUGGCUGUUAAAAAUGAAAAGAAGGAAAUCAUGGAGGCAUUUGAUGGUUAUAGGGAAGAAAUGUCUGAUGUGUCGGAGAUGAUUGAGAUUGCAACGCUUGACAAAGAAAUGGCCGAGGAGAAGACUGAGGGUCUGCAGGCUGAAGUUGAUGCCUUGAAAGAGAAGGUGGAGGAGAUUACCCUGGAUCUGGAAAUACUCAGAUCUGAAAUAUCCGAGAAAGGUACUGAAGGUGUAGCUGCUUCGUUCGAGCAGAAACAACUAGAGCAGCAGAACGAGCGACUGAAAGACGCACUAAUCAAGUUGCGUGAUUUGACAAACCAGGAAAAACACGAUGCUGCUAAACUGUCCAAGCAGAAUGAGAAGUUGGUAACCGAGUUAACGGCUCUGAAAAAAGACAAAGACAAUCUUCAGACUCAAGUGACCGAGUUACAGAAUCAGAUAUUUGAACUCAAGGAACAAGUGGAUUCUGCACUUGGAGCUGAAGAGAUGGUUGAAAAACUCACAGAAAGAAAUCUGGAGCUGGAAGACAAAUUGGCUGAGCUUAGAGAAGAAAAUUCAGUUCUGGAGGCACUGAAUGAAAUGAAUGAAGAGAUGCAGGAGAACGCUCGAGAGACAGAGCUGGAACUCCGGGAAGAAGUAGAUCUUGCUAAUGUCAAGGUUACGGAGAUACAAAGAAAACUGGAAGCCUCCCUUGAGACAAUUGCUGACUAUGAGAAAACCAUCAACAAGUUCCGAGAGCUAGUGGCUCACCUGCAGGAAACGAACCGUGAGUUGAUGAGCAAGCAGCAAGAAUCUGACCAGAAGGCUCAGAGUACACCCAGUCUUGAGAUGUUCGACUUCAAGAUGAAGUUUGCUGAGACCAAGGCGUAUGCAAAGACUAUUGACAUGGAGCUGCGUAAGCUAGAAGUGCAACAAGUGACGGCUCAUGUUCAACUACUGUUGUCCUUCAUGCCAGAUUCAUUCAUGAAGAGAGGAGGUGAUCAUGAUGCUAUCAAUGUACUGCUAAUGGUGCCACGUGUCAUCAACAAGGCUGAGCUGUUGUCCUCUCAGAUCAAAGACAAGUUUGACGUUGUUGAUCGUAUUGAGCGGGAGGACGUUCUCAAGAGCCACAAGGGGGAUCAGUGCAGCUUUGCCAAUCAGAUGAUUCUCUUGGUGAAUACCCUGCAGAGUGUCAUGAGGCAGUAUGAAAGUGCUCUUCAAACCUGCAGUGUAGAGUUGUUCACCAAGGUGGGCACGUUGGUUCCUGAGAUGUCGGCCCAUGAGAAAUCGAUUGAUUACUACAUCGACCUGCUUCGAAAAGAUCAGCUGGACGAAACCGUAUCUUUGGAUUUACUAGAAAAGUCCAUCAGCUUCUUCCAGCAACUAUACAGUGUGCACCUGGUUAAUGAAAAGGUAGACUGUACAUCACUGAUGGCUGACCAAGUUCGACUGGUUCUCAGUGCCUGUGACUGUAUUACUACGGACAUCACAAGACUUAAAAUUCUCCUCAUGCCUGGUCAAGAACAAAGUGAGUUUUCCAUCUUACUGCGAGACUUGGAAACCUGCAACAAUGACACACGAAUGUGUGCUAGGAAGAUAAAAAGAAGACUUCCACAAGAAGGAUCAGCGAUUGUGACACCCUUGAAGUUUGUAAAGGAGAUACAAGACUUAUUGUUGGACAGCUCUAGGAACAUAACCAAUGUCUCAAAAACACUAGCAUUGGUAGCACACGGUGCCAUGCAGCAAGCCUCUAUCAUGACAGGGGGAAACCUCAGUGUGGAGACCUAUACUGAUGCUGAGGGUCUCAUGCCAAAGAAGAUGGAAGAACUUGCAUACCAGGCUGUAGACAAAAUCUACAGUAAAGAAGACAAUGGGCCUUACGAAUGUCUCAGGUUGUCGUUUGGAACUGUUGUUGGAACAAUGAACCAGCUGGCUAAUGCAAUGGAGAAUGGUGAAUAUGACUUUGAUGGGACCCACGACAAAAAGAUUGUGGCGCCGGUACGUCAGCGAGCGAACACGGUGAAGGCCCAGAUUGCCGACACGGAGGUGAUGAAGUACAAGCUGGACAACAAAGAGGAGGCCAUCAUGGAUCUGAAGAAGCAGCUCAAGCUCAAGCAAGAAGAGAUCAGCGAACAGCAAGUGCGGAUCAGUCUGCUUGAGCGGAAAUUUGAAAACGCCACACGCGGCUCGAAUGAACAGGUGGACAAAAUGAAGAGGAAACUCGAUGACGCCAUGAUCCAGUUUAAGAAAAAAGAAAAAGAACUUGAAGACACCCUGGAUGUCUUGCAGGGUGACAUCGAUGUCCUUGAACGUGAGAAGCUGGAGCUGAAGGAACGACUUAAAGUGUUGUCGAAGAAAACUCUCCUGGAAGGUCUCACGCGUCAGUCGUCUGGCAUGUCAGCUAAAUCCAAAAAGAAGGCUACCUCCCCAUCCGGGUCUUUCUCUGGAGUCUUUCCCGGAACGCCUUCCCAGGAGUCGCCACUUCUUUUACAGCAGAAUGAAUGUCUCCGAGAAGCAUUACGUGUUGUGAAGAAUGAAAAUAUUCGCCUGACUGCAGAUAAAUUAAAGAAAACUAUGGCUUCUCUGCCCCCACUUAAGGUUCCAAAGAAGCCAGUAGGACUGGCAAGUCCCACAGGAUUAGUUUCCGUUGGUCAGCUGCCAGACUCGACUCUCGGCAAGAACGAGAUAAACAUACUGCUUAAGAAAACCUCCACUUUACUGGCUGAUGCCAAUAAGCUGAGUGCCUGCUGCAGAGUGAUUGAUAUCAGCAAGAAGAAGCCUGGCGUGAAGCCCACAACAGAGAACACCGGUCCCGCCAAACAGCUAGUGGAGCAGACGGCAUCGCUUGUCUCCCUUAACAAGCAGAUACAAGAGGUGCAGGUGCAGAUUACUACGUUGUUGGCAUCACACCGACCUGGAGGCCAGGUCCGCACAGACUUCGCUACUUUCCCAACACCACAGUUUGCUAAGGUUUUGCAUGAAAAGGGUGGUGACAGUCAGCUGAUUGGCCGAGUCAGUGUCCCAGUUCCCGGACAAAAUGAAGUUAUUCCAGUGAGCGUCACGAAAGAUCUACUCCGACAAAUACAUCUCAAACUGAGCAUGUAGACAGAACAAGCUAGUUAAAGCUGCCGUCUCGCCGCCACAUCUUAUAAUAUUAGUUCCCAUUACAAACACAUCAGAUUCUACUGUUUCAAUAAACUUGACAAUGUGUGCUUUUACUCUAAUGUUGGUUCCCAUUUUAAAAUAUAAACACAUCUACUAUGGUCAGCUGUCUUAGGUACAACAAAUGAGUCUUCAGCUAUUAUUAUAGAGAACAGUAGAGAAAGUUUUCUAUGAAUCAACUGUUGAAUGGCAUUCACUGUUCAUGAUGUUCAUCAUUCUUGGCAGAUGAAUACAUUCAUACAUAAUCAACUACAUUAACAACAGCAUCAGUACAUUAUUCCAUGCCCUAGAUUAACAACGGCAUCAGUACAUUAUUAUUUAACAGCAGCAGUUCAUUAUUAUAUGACCUAGAUUAACAACAGCAUCAGUACAUUAUUAUUUAACAGCAGCAGUUCAUUAUUAUAUGACCUAGAUUAACAACAGCAUCAGUACAUUAUUUAAGGAUGGGAAUUCUCCUCGGAUCAAAAGGAAGAAAAUGUUUUAUUUAAUGACACACUCAACACAUUUUAUUUACGUUUAUAUGUCGUCAGACAUGAUUAAG